AUGGAAUUAAUGAAUAAGGGAACAUCAUUAAACAGGGGUAAUGCCAAGGGUAUCACUUUCAAGCAAGGAAAUUAUGCACAAGCAUUGGUGUAUUUAGCAAGUAAAGGGAAUUUUAACAGAUAAACAAUAGCGAUGAAAAUACUUUAUUGAUUUGUUUGAUUUACUUUCAAACAUGACCAAAACCUUUAUUAAAAGCCAUACUAACUAGUUUUUAGGGCUAACUUAAGAACUCAAAAGAGAUUAGCGGCAUCAGUUGUUGGGGUUGGAGCCAGAAAAAUUUGGCUUGAUCCAAAUGAAACCUCUGAAAUUGCUAACGCAAAUUCAAGAGCUUCAAUUAGAAAAUUAGUUAAAAAUGGUACUAUCGUUAGAAAACCAGAUACUAUGCAUUCAAGAUCAAGAGCCAGAGCUCUCAAAGAGUCAAAAGCUGCAGGUAGACACGUAGGUUAUGGUAAAAGAAAAGGUACUGCUAAUGCUAGAAUGCCAUCAGCAACCAUUUGGAUGAGAAGAUUAAGAGUUUUAAGAAGAUUAUUAGCUAAAUACAGAGAUGCUGGUAAAAUUGACAAACACCUUUAUCAUGGAUUAUAUAAAUCCGCUAAAGGUAAUGCUUUUAAACACAAGAGAUCAUUGGUUGAACAUAUCAUUGCUGCCAAAGCUGAAGCUUUAAGAGAAAAAUCUCUUAAAGAAGAAGCGGAAGCAAGAAGACAAAAGAAUAAAGAAGCAAGAGCCAGACGUGCACAAAGAGUCGCUGAAAAACAAGCUGCUUUCUUAGCAGAUGAAAAUUAA
Insectozyma verbasci is the source of this 783-nucleotide messenger RNA. NCBI's taxonomy places the organism in Eukaryota, Fungi, Ascomycota, Pichiomycetes, Serinales, Debaryomycetaceae. The record is from the annotation of a GenBank genome assembly.